Messenger RNA from Oncorhynchus keta (chum salmon), 987 nucleotides. RefSeq lists its product as uncharacterized. The transcript is spliced from 3 exons. NCBI's taxonomy places the organism in Eukaryota, Metazoa, Chordata, Actinopteri, Salmoniformes, Salmonidae. The record is from RefSeq and is a predicted model, not a curated record. Bases 1 to 987 code for a protein of 328 amino acids.
AUGACCUCCUCCAGCAACAGUCCAGCCAUCCAGACUGACAUGACCUCCUCCAGCAACAGUCCAGCCAUCCAGACUGACAUGACCUCAUCCAGCAACAGUUCAGCCAUCCAGACUGACAUGACCUCAUCCAGCAACAGUCCAGCCAUCCAGACUGACAUGACCUCAUCCAGCAACAGUCCACCCCCUUUCCCUCUGGGCUGUAUCGACAAACCCCCUUCCCCUCUGCACUUCAUCGACAAGCCCCCCUUACCCUCUGGGCUGCAUCGACAACCCCCCUCUCCCUCUGGACUGCAUCAACAAACCCCCUUUCCCUCUGGGCUGUAUCGACAAACCCCUAUCCCUCUGGGCUGUAUCGACAAACCCCCUUUCCCUCUGGGCUGUAUCGACAAACCCCCUUUCCCUCUGGGCUGUAUCGACAAACCCCCUUUCCCUCUGGACUGCAUCGACAAACCCCCUUUCCCUCUGGGCUGUAUCGACAAACCCCCUUCCCCUCUGCACUUCAUCGACAAGCCCCCUUUCCCUCUGGGCUGUAUCGACAAACCCCCUUCCCCUCUGCACUUCAUCGACAAGCCCCCCUUACCCUCUGGGCUGCAUCGACAACCCCCUCUCCCUCUGGACUGCAUCAACAAACCCCCUUUCCCUCUGGGCUGUAUCGACAAACCCCCUAUCCCUCUGGGCUGUAUCGACAAACCCCCUUUCCCUCUGGGCUGUAUCGACAAACCCCCUUUCCCUCUGGGCUGUAUCGACAAACCCCCUUCCCCUCUGCACUUCAUCGACAAGCCCCCUUUCCCUCUGGGCUGUAUCGACAAACCCCCUUCCCCUCUGCACUUCAUCGACAAGCCCCCUUACCCUCUGGGCUGCAUCAACAACCCCCCUCUCCCUCUGGACUGCAUCAACAAACCCCCCUUUCCCUCUGGGCUCAUCUCCCGUACUGCAUCUCCCAUGGUCUUUCGGAAACAUCUAAAGAGGAGAUGCAAGAUCCAUUGA